Molecule: messenger RNA, 3168 nt
Organism: Pezoporus flaviventris
Lineage: Eukaryota; Metazoa; Chordata; Aves; Psittaciformes; Psittacidae
Gene: UBE2L3
Product: ubiquitin conjugating enzyme E2 L3
Exons: 4
Coding region: 84-548 (154 amino acids)
Source: RefSeq, a predicted model, not a curated record
GCCGCCGCCGCCCCAGGAAGCGCAGGGCUGUAGCGCCCGGCCCGCCGCCGCCAUGCAUUGUGGGGCGGCAGCAGCAGAGCAAGAUGGCGGCCAGCAGGAGGCUGAUGAAGGAGCUUGAAGAAAUCCGCAAAUGUGGAAUGAAAAACUUCCGUAAUAUCCAGGUUGAUGAAGCUAAUUUAUUGACCUGGCAAGGGCUUAUUGUUCCUGACAAUCCUCCGUAUGAUAAAGGAGCCUUCAGAAUUGAAAUCAACUUCCCAGCAGAAUAUCCAUUCAAACCUCCUAAGAUUACAUUUAAAACAAAGAUCUAUCACCCUAACAUCGAUGAAAAGGGGCAGGUUUGUCUGCCAGUAAUUAGUGCUGAAAACUGGAAGCCAGCAACCAAAACUGACCAAGUAAUCCAGUCUCUCAUAGCACUGGUGAAUGAUCCACAGCCCGAGCACCCCCUUCGGGCUGACCUAGCUGAAGAAUACUCUAAGGACCGUAAAAAAUUCUGUAAGAACGCUGAAGAGUUUACAAAGAAAUAUGGUGAAAAGCGACCAGUGGACUAAAACCUGACACAGUUGGUGUCAGCAACGUAUGAUAGAAGAUCGGAGCAGUGCAUUUGAGACACCCCGUAAAGCAGGACUCUAUGGAAAAUUGACAAGUGCCACCUUUCGGUGUUAACUUGUGGCUGUUACUAACUUUCUACAGUUUUCUUAAUCAAAAGUGGGCUAGGUAACCUGUAAAGAAAGGAUUAAAAUUUAAGAUGUUCUAGUUCUGCUUUCUUUGUUUAAAAAUCACUGCUUCAAUAUACUUUAAAGUAUGCUGUUUUCUUUUUCUUGUCAGAAUUUAUCAAAAAUAUCUUAGACUUAUAUUCUGCCCUUAAAUUGAAAAGGUUGCGGCUGUCACUUAUUUUUUCUGCAGUUCCCACUAUCUUGAGUUCACUCAGUUCUUUAUUGGAUUUUAUCCCCCUCCCCAAGCCGAUGUCUUAGGAAAGAAUAUCCCAGUUCUGGCAGAAAAUGAUUGAGUGUUUGGCAGUUUUGUUUACUUUUCCUUCCAAAUGUUGCACUGUGCUUUGUGGGACUUGCUGCAAGUUCCCCUUAACUUCAGUUUGUAACAUAAUAAAUCAACAGAUCCCACAAAACCAAUCAGAAAUAAUGUCCAGGUCUCAUGUAAAUCUGGCUGAUGUUACCACCAAAUGUUUAUUAAACGGGGAAACCCAAGUUUUUGUGUGCGUCAUUGAAUUAAAAUACGGCUCAUGUCCUGCUUUUGGAAAACUUUGGGGAAAAAAAUUCUAUAGCAAGUGAGUAGUGGAAUGUGAUUACAAACUUCUUUCACUUCUGUUCCUAACACCUCUGCAGAGCAGCUGGGGACGCGCACCCACAGAACAACAGCCCAACCAGUUCAGAAGAGUUUCAGAAACUGGGGACCAAGAGGUACCAAAGCGAUGAACUGUGUUUUGAGUUAAAAAUUGGUCAUCUGGAGAUGCUAAUUUUGAAUUCAAGUACUAAAUCUGGCAGCACUGCUGCCCAUCUUGGAACACUUCUCCAUCAGAAUGCGUAACAAAUAUCCAUGUAUUAAUGGGAUGGCACUUGUGCCAUGUGCCAGCCCAAUUGCUGCACAGUUCUGACUGAGAAUGGGAGGAGAGCAGGGCUGAGCACUGACCUGUAAGGGAGUGCGCUUCGCUGCUGCUGCUCCUGUGUUGUGAAACCACACAGGUUAGAUGAUGUAAUGAGUGCAUCAGGUCUCAUUGUGUCAUUCUAACCUCAUCAGGCAGAGCUGUGUUCCUGCUGCUGCCGGGCCCCCUGCAAAUGCUGAAGGGGGAAGCCCUUUCUGCUCAGAACUGCGCGUCCUUUACUGCGCCUGUUGCUUUCUGCCUACGCCACUUCUUCCCCAGCCUAAAGCGUGACCGUAGCUACAGUCAAACUGCCAUGCAGUCAAACUGCCGCCUCCUCCCGCCUCUUGAACUUGGGUAGGUUACUAAGCAAAUCUCCACAAAUCCACAGGGAUUGGGGAGCACAUAUCAUUGUGAUAUGCAGGAAGCUGAGUUAGAAAAUCCCUCGUACCCAGGUGGUUGUCUGCACUCCUAAAUUCAGAUUUAAUACAGCCUCUGCCUUUGCAACCUUUCAGAACUAGUGUGUCAAGCAGUAGGUCUCUUUUGGUUUUAAUGUCUUGUAUAUUUGCUAUUUCUUCAUUCAUCCCUCCCAUCCGGCUUUCAUUUCGACUUAGUGUAAACAAUGACAGCUCAGUACCUCACCUCUGAAAGUACUUUGUUUUUAUAAGUUAGGAAGCUAAGACAUUCUAUGUUUUAAGUGUUCUUAGACAGAUUCUUUGGCAGGUAAAUAAACCACAUUCACCUUAUUUACAUGAAACUUGCAUUUCCUGAGUGUUUUCAGGCUUGUGAGAGCACUGUCUAUUACCAGAUUUUCACAUCUCUUGUGUCUUCAUUUGCAGAAAGUUGGUACUGCUUUUGUUUCAUUCACGCUCGGAUUCAUAAUAAAACAAUGCCAAAUUAUCUGUCAAGCUGAAGUGUGUAACUUCCGCAUCACGUGAGUCACUGUACCUUCCGAUCAUGUCUGUGGGCAUGGAAACUCGCCAUCCUUGAGAUUUUAUUUAAAACAAGACUGUAGCACUAGUUGGCUGCCCUCGUUACUACUCAAUCGCAUACUUUCUGGUUGUGAGCCUCUCAGGUCAAAGACUGCGUUUCUCUGAACCGGUGUGACUCGGAUGCCGUUGAAGGGAGCUGGAAGGGCUGUGUAACACGAGGAGCUCCAGUCCAUCCCUGCAGGCCUACAGCAGCGCUACACCAGCUAUUCCGAUUUCAUCUGCAAAGGUCACAUAGAAGACAGAUAUUGCCAUCAGUUCUCUGGGUGUGCUCGGCAUAGUUCAUUUUCUAAACUACAAGAUGUGUAACCCAAGUGAUGGCUUUUGUUUGUAGGCAGCCCUCUGGAAAAAGAUCAGAUACUGUGCUGUAUGCUUGAAGUCUGAGGAAAAUAAAUCACAGUAUGAAGUCCUAUGUUAACUCAGGAAAUCAAGCUCUUGUUCUCUCCGGUUCCCCAAGCCAUGCUGAAUUCUAAACGUGCAGUUUAAUAUCCAAAAUACAACAUGCUGGUAAAACUACACCCAGGAGUACUGGUAUAGGCUUCCUGCAAUUCCAUUCUGCUACCCUAAUAAAAAUUUGCUCUCAAA